Closterium sp. NIES-65 is the source of this 1107-nucleotide messenger RNA. The record is from the annotation of a GenBank genome assembly. NCBI's taxonomy places the organism in Eukaryota, Viridiplantae, Streptophyta, Zygnematophyceae, Desmidiales, Closteriaceae.
AUGGGGCUUCUGUGUGCUUCCAUCCCCAACCCGCUCCCCUCUUCCUCCCCAACUCAUCCCUCCCCUCCGCUCCCCCACCCUCUCCCUCCGUGUGUGCACCUCCCCCAGAAGCACCUGCUGAGCCUGUGGCAGGAGAAGCGGCGCCUCUCCUCCCUGCAACUUGCUGUGGACGAGCUCUCCUUCCUGGUAACUUCCCACACGCUCUUCCUCCUGGUGCGCGAGCGCGAGGGCGAGUUCAAGGAUCUGGACGAGCAGCUGCUGAAGCUGCAGCAGGAGGUGAUGCGUGAGGAGGAUCGGGUGGCGGCAGCGAAGCAGGAGGCAGCAGCGGCACUGGAGGUGGCGAGGGGGGUGGUGGACCUGAGGAGGGAUGAGGAGGCCAAGAGGCUGUUUGAAACGCUGCCCGACUCGCUGGAGGAGCUACAGGAGGAGGUGGAGGAGCGCAUAGGGCAGGCGAACCGCAUCGUGUGCCCCAACCCCCACGUGCUGCAGCAGUUCCAAGAACGGCAGGAGCAGAUCCGCACUAUGCAGGGCAAGGUGGAGAGUGAGAGGCAGCAGCUGGAGGAGCUCCGGGCAGAAGUGGAGCGCGUGCAGGGUCUCUGGCUGCCGCGUCUCCGCUCGCUGAUCGUUCGCAUCAAUGAGGCCUUCUCCAGAAACUUCCAGGAAAUGGCCGUUGCUGGGGAGGUGGCUCUAGAUGAAAGGGGGGCUGACUUUCGAUCGUAUGGCAUUCGAAUCCGAGUCAAGUUCAGAGAGAGUGCAGAGCUGCAGGACCUGAGUGCACACCACCAGUCGGGAGGGGAGCGCUCAGUGUCAACGAUCCUGUACCUGGUGUCGCUGCAGGACUUAACGCGGUGUCCGUUCCGAGUGGUGGAUGAGAUCAACCAGGGCAUGGAUCCCACCAACGAGCGCAACAUGUUCCAGCAGCUCGUGCGCGCCGCCACCCACGACCACACGCCGCAGUGCUUCCUGCUGACGCCAAAGCUGCUGCCAGACUUGGACUAUGGCGAGUCAUGCACGGUGCACUGUGUCAUGAAUGGCGUGCAUGCCGCUUCCCUCGCCUCCACUGCUGGUGAGUGCCGUGAGGACUGGUGGCCUGCUGACUUGAGCUGA